Microdochium trichocladiopsis is the source of this 1105-nucleotide messenger RNA. RefSeq lists its product as uncharacterized. The transcript has 2 exons. The record is from RefSeq and is a predicted model, not a curated record. Bases 166 to 762 code for a protein of 198 amino acids. Lineage: Eukaryota; Fungi; Ascomycota; Sordariomycetes; Xylariales; Microdochiaceae.
UUAUCCCAUCACCAAACAACGCUCCGCGCUGCCACGGCACCAGCACAAGCUCAUCGCCCUGUCAUCCAGCCCCACACAAACUUCGAGGUCAGCCUCGCGCAGACUGACCAAGCUGACAGCUCUGAGGCUAUUGCAGUAAGAGAAGCGAGUUCAACCAAGCACGAAAUGCCGCCAAAAUGGACCACAGAGGAAGAUGAGCGGCUCCUUGCACUCGUGAAGGAUCCUAAGACCUGGGAACAGAUCGCGGAACAGAUUGGGCGAACGGCUAGAGGCUGUAAGGAGCGCUGGUACAGAAUCGCUGAACCCCGAAGCACCGAUGUCCAUGAGCAAUCCAACCAUAUGGAUUGGCCCGAGGAAGUAGCUGGGUCGGCCGGACCCUGGCGUUCGCCCAACGGUCAAGCAGGGAACACAAGAGCUCAUACCAGCCCGGGGCACCAGUUCUUGUCGGAUCAUAGCUAUUCCAGUACAUCCCGAAGAGACAUUCAUCUUCAACACUCGCAUGCUCUCCCUGCCUUCGAUUCCCUGACCUCAUCUUCAGCCGACGACUCUCACUUAGCGACAAUUGAGCUUCCGCCUCUGCUAUCGCCACGUGCAUAUGGCUAUGGCGAAUUUAGGUCCAGUAUGGGCCGCGCACGACCGAUAGAAUGCGAGACGGAACCCAUCUCACCCCCAAGAACUUUCGAAUUCGCCAAGCCGGGUAAUGAAAGACGCCAGCAGUGGUUUCCUCCCGCAUUCAGAGUGGUGAACAUUGCGCAACGGUAGGCUCUAGGGCCCUUUUCCGAGCUUGGAGGCCUUCUGGACUCGACACAAGAUCAAAGGGUCGGCUCUGAAAUCAUUGAGAUGGCUAGGUCCGUUCUCGGUUUUAUCGAGGGCGAGAGAACUGACCUUGAUGUGCCAUACAGGGCAUGCCCAGGAAUGCGUCGCAGCCCUCUUCAACAAUGGACCUUUUGGACGGUCACCUGUUCACGUAAAUAGAUAGAUGAUGAUAAUCAGCAGCCUGAUUCUCCCUCGAAGCAUGUCAGCCUCAGAGCAACCGAGUGAACAAAUGAGCAUCGUCCACAGCGCGCAUGCAUAAAGCGCCCGGAAUACAUGAUCAACAUCGAGG